AUGUCUUGUAAAAGUCAGAAGAAGAUUGUAGGUUUAUGUGUCACAGCUUUUGGGGUGUUCCUGAAGUUUGGAGACACAGUUUUAUUGCGUAAUGUCGAGGCUUUUACCAACGGAAUAAGCAAACAACUAAUAUCAGCGGGACUUGAUAAUGUUUACAUGUCUAACCUUGAUUUAGUGGAAUUGCUACAAGUUCUGUCCAUACCACUUAUAGUCAUUGGUACCUUCUGGACUGUAUUCUCGUCAUGUGGAAUACAUGUUGCUAGGAAGAAAAUAGCUGUACUUUUAAUUCUGUAUGCAGUAUUCGUCAUGUUUGGACUGAUAUUGCAGGCAUCGUCUGUUUUUGCAAUAUUUGCUUACAGAAAACUGGUAAAUGAACAUUUGAAAUCGUAUCUUCUGACUAGUCUUCAUGAAAAUUAUCGAGGAUAUAACGAAACUAAUUUAUUUUCUCAAGCUUGGAAUAUAAUUAUGGUGAAGUGGCAUUGUUGUGGUGUGAAUAAUUACACAGAUUUUGGGCGAGCCGCUGCAUGGAGGCGCAGGCUGUUCCAGGAUGGUUGGUGGUUUGAACUGGAAACACCACUUACAUGCUGCAAUAUGGAGAAGAAGGAUCCAGAUGAUUUUGCUUGUGCUAUAAAUCCUACAGACCAGACCUCGUAUUAUUUACAAGGAUGCUAUUCUGCAUUCUGGACAAACUUUGAUUCUAAUAGAGGUGUUUUACUAGCUGGCAAUAUAUGUUUGAUGACAGUACAGUUGGUUCUCAUUAUCGCAAGUAUUUUGUUGGUGCGGGGAACUCGGCAAAGAGCAAAGAAACAAGUUGGAGAAAAGCAACAUGAAGAGUCCACUGCCGAAGAGAUAAAUACCAACGGACGCGAAUGUACACUAAACAAUGGCCUACUAAACCAUUUAUCAUUUCUUGGGUUAGGAGGACAAGGAAACGACGAUACCUUUCAACAAUAUCAAAGUGGCAAUAAACGCUUCUCAGUUAGUCCAGAUAUAUUAACACAACUAUUCUCAGGAACUCGCCGUUUUAGUCAAAUGCCAUCGUUCGAUUUUGGUAUUCCUCAGUCCCGAAUGUCGUCAUUUGAUUUUGGUAUUUCAUCGAGUCAAACACCUCCGUUCAAUUUCGGUGCCGCUCAAGGUCCAAUUAUUGUGCAGUUACCACAGCAACCGGCAACUCAAAAUUCUGCAUUGAAAGCAAUUACUGAAGCACCAGAAGCAGACUUAGCUGAAACAAAACCAAAAAUUGAUAAAGUCAAAAUUACUGAAUUGAAAACAGAUGUCCCGAAAAUUGAGCGGUGUAAAUCUGAAAAUUGCAUAAACGUUAUAAAGAAAGAAAGGAAAAGCCACCAAAGAGUAUCCGACAAUACCAAACCUGAGCUAAAUAGAAGGAAAACCCUUCCUCACGGUUUGCAUGAAACAAGUACUGUGAAAUGAGAAGGCCCUGGAAAAAGGAUCGACUCAAUAAUGAUAUUUGAUGGUUUGGUGUCACUAUGUUUGUAUAGUUUCUGGUUACUAAAUACUUUCAAUUACAAGAAAAAGAGUAGUCACAUUAUGGAAAAUUGAUAGUAUGUAGUAACGUAUGUAAUUAAGAUUUUUUAAAUGUGCAAUUAAUAUCAUAGCGCCUUACAAUUUUGCUCUUAUAACAAUUCCAAUUUAAUCAUACAUUUCUUUGGUUAACUAUAAUUAUUCAUAUAUCACAAAUAAGUUUAUUGUUUACUAAAAUAUAUAUAAAUAAUACUCUUAACUUAAAAAUAUUACUUGCGGUUACGGUGUCUUGCUCCAAAAGAGUGAGUGGAGUAUAGAUAUGUCAUUUACAGUCCUUCGGACUUACCAAGGUCAGUUAUUCACAAAUUGACCAUGAUGAUUUUUGUGAAUGUGAAAAUUAGUUGACAUAUUCUUGUAAGCUAACUCCACAAGUCAAAUAAGCAACCUUUUAAAAAUGUCUCUCUGUCCAGUGAUAUCUAACAGGUACCUAGUUUGUGAAUGUAGAAAUCAUGUUAGAAAGAUGUCAAGUAGAUGUAGAGUUUUGGAAUGUCAACAGUUAUUUCCAAGUGUAUGUUUGUUUCUGAAGGCAUCUUCGGUCUUCCUUUAAUAUUAAAAGAAAGCCGCCAUGGCGAUGACAAAAGUAUAAACAAACCAAUUAUCUCUGCAUAUAAAGGUCACAUAUUUGCAUUAAUUAAGACUUUCUGGACUUGCAUCCUUAUUACUUGAGAAGAAAAUGACUAUUCCAAUUUAUAUUAAUAUUUUAGUUACAUUCAAAUGGAAAUGGAAGAGAUCUGUUGAUGUGCAUCAUUCAUAUUUAGUUUUAAUGGAUCGCUAAAGGGGCCUCCGUGGCCAAGUGGUUAAUGCCGCUGACUUAAAAUCACAUGCCCCUCACCAAGUCGGGUUCAAGCCUCGCCCGUGAUAGAAUUAUGCACGGAGAGUCUCAUGGAGUCUUCCUCCAUCACAUGACUUAUAAUUGUGUCGGUGUGUCGUUAAACCAAACCAAAACAAAGAAGAAUCACUAAAAUAUAUUUAUUGCUUUCAAAAGUGUUUAUAUCCUUACUCGUAUAAUAAACAUGUAUAAACAUAUG
This is a messenger RNA of Mercenaria mercenaria, 2570 nucleotides long. Its product is annotated as tetraspanin-21-like. NCBI's taxonomy places the organism in Eukaryota, Metazoa, Mollusca, Bivalvia, Venerida, Veneridae. The record is from RefSeq and is a predicted model, not a curated record. The transcript is spliced from 8 exons. Gene Ontology annotation, cellular component: membrane. Bases 1 to 1431 code for a protein of 476 amino acids.